Messenger RNA from Cylicostephanus goldi, 291 nucleotides. Lineage: Eukaryota; Metazoa; Nematoda; Chromadorea; Rhabditida; Strongylidae. The record is from the annotation of a GenBank genome assembly.
AUGCUGAGAGAAGCUGUUGUGAUUAAGACGUACAGUGAUUGUGGGGCUUCAGCUCUACAUCCUGGGGACAUUGAUGUUGCUGUGCUGUUGCACAAGGCUUUGAUGUUGCAUGUUGGAAAUGAAGUUGCACUUGAGGAAGGAGAAGUUGCUGUGCUGUUGCAAUUGAUUGGCUUUGUUGUUACACGUCGAUCUGAUCAAGGCGGCGGUUGCGAUUGGCGUCUGUCUGAAUCGUCAACGUGGUCAACAGUCGACUUCGACUGGCCCCCUCUGAUUGGUCAACAUGGUAAAUCG